Molecule: messenger RNA, 1292 nt
Organism: Notodromas monacha
Lineage: Eukaryota; Metazoa; Arthropoda; Ostracoda; Podocopida; Cyprididae
Source: the annotation of a GenBank genome assembly
AUUUGUUAAAAAGUAGUCUCCUGAUGCAGAAAGUGUCCUGUUCUUGUAGAAAGCAAACUCUUUUAGAGUAUGAUCUCUUGUACAUGAAGGGGACUCUUGUCAAACUGUUAGAAUCUAUCUAAUAGAGAUAUAUUCCGCGAAUCAUGAAGCAAACUUAUCGAGACAUCGACAAAGAUGGGAAAGGGCAAGUCAGUUUAAUGCCGGAAGAAUCCGAAGAUUUGUGGCAUGCAUACAACCUGAUAGCCAUUGGUGACUGCGUGACCGCCUCUACUAUAAGGAAAGUCCAACAAGAAUCGGCAACAGGCAGCUCGACCAGCAGCCGGGUUCGCACAACACUGACCAUACAAGUAGAGGCAAUAGACUUUGAUACUCAAGCAUGUGCCUUACGUUUGAAGGGCCGCAACACCGUCGAAAACCAGUACGUGAAGAUGGGGGCGUAUCACACGUUAGACUUGGAGCAGAACCGGAAGUUUACUUUGUUCAAGGUUCAUUGGGAUUCGGUUGCAAUUGAGCGAGUGGAUUCCGCCUGUGACCCCACGCAACACGCAGAUUUAGCAGCUGUUGUCAUGCAAGAUGGUUUAGCAUUUAUUUGUCUAGUAACUUCUGCUAUGACCCUCGUCCGCAAUAAGGUAGAAGUCCAGAUUCCACGGAAGCGGAAAGGCAAUGCACAGCAGCAUGAGAAGGGUCUACACAGAUUUUAUGAUACGGUGAUUCAGGGCAUUCUGCGCCACGUCAACUUCGAAGUAGUCAAGUGUGUCCUCAUAGCAAGUCCUGGUUUCGUUAAGGAUCAGUUCUACGAGUACAUGAUGCAGCAGGCCAUGAAGUCUGACAAUAAAGUUCUCCUUGACAACCGCGGGAAGUUUCUCUUGGUUCAUUCUUCAUCUGGCUUUAAACAUGCCUUGAAAGAAGUGCUGAUGGACCCAGUGGUUACGAUGAAGUUGGCAGACACAAAAGCUGCAGGAGAGGUCAAGUCCCUGGAGGCAUUUUACGUGAUGUUGAAAACGGAGCCGUCAAGGGCGUUCUACGGUUUGAAGCAUGUGCAGAAGGCGAAUGAGGCGCAAGCAAUUGAGACACUCAUGGUUUCAGACUCCUUGUUUCGGGCGCAAGAGGUAGGGAAAAGGAAAAUCUACGUUGACUUGGUUGACAGUGUGCGUGACAAUGGGGGAGACGUUAAGAUCUUUUCCAGUUUACACGUUUCCGGGGAACAGUUGGAUCAGUUGACGGGGGUUGCAGCGAUUUUACGUUUUCCAAUGCCCGAUUUGGAGGAGGAAGAAAUCAGUGAUGAGGAUUGA